AUGGAUGAGACAAAUGCGUUCACCGAUCUUUCAAUAGGUGUAGUGGGGUGGGAUGGACCAGGCGAUUCUCGGAACCCAAGGAAUUUUGCGCCCUCGCGGAAAUGGCUACUCUUAUCCUUUGUGAGUAGCAUUACGUUUCUAAGUCCUUUAGCAUCCUCUAUCAACGCUCCCGGUGUUCCUCUGAUGAACCAGGAGUUCCAUAAUACGCCGAGUAUUCUCAGCUCUCUCGUCGUUAGCAUCUUUGUCCUUGGCUUUUCGGUUGGGCCUCUUGUUUUAUCCCCGUUAAGCGAAAUAAACGGCCGUCAACCAGUGUUGAAUGCUGCUAAUAUCUUCUUGACGGCAUGGCAGAUAGGCUGUGCUCUCACUCCGAGCGUGGGCGCAUUGAUUGGCUUUAGAUUCCUGGCUAGAGUAGGCGGCUCAGCAUGCCUAACAAUUGGAGGAGGAAUCAUUUCUGAUCUUUUCCCCAUCGCUCAGCGCCGCCGUGCAAAUGCGGUGUUUUCCAUCGGGCCGCUGUUUGGGCCCGUGAUUGGGCCAAUCAUCGGAGGUUUCAUCGCUGAGCGUGCUGGCUGGAGAUGGGUAUACUGGGUUCUCCUCUGUGCCUGUGGUGUCGUUACUUUAGGCAAUGUUGUCUUGAACUCAGAGACGAAUCCAGUUGUCCUCAUCCGCCGAAAGACUGAAAAGCUACGAAGAACUGAGUCGCCCGGAACUCCACCCAUUCUCUUGUUGCUUGCCGUCUAUAUGUCCUUCGUCUUUGGCAUGCUAUAUCUUCUCUUCACGACCUUGACCUCUUUGUACGAGGGGGUGUAUCAUUGGCCGCCUAUCUUGGAAUGGGGGGUGGGGUUUCUGCUCGGGCUCAUUGUCGUUGCGAAAACGUCAGAUGCGACAGUAGUCCGCCUCACGAAGGCCAACAACAACGUUUACGAGCCGGAGAUGCGUCUGGCCAGCAGUGUCAUUUUCGCUUUCUUGAUACCAGUCAGUUUCUUCUGGUACGGCUGGACAGCGGAUAAGCACGUACACUGGAUUGCGCCACUAAUCGGUCUGGCUCCUUUUGCGUUUGGAAUGAUGGGGAUCUUCUUACCGAUUCAGACAUACUUCAUUGAUGUUGGCGGGGCAUAUGCGGCUUCAGCUGUGGCUGGUCUGACCACGCUUCGAUGCCUAUUUGGAGCCUUCCUGCCUCUUGCAGGACCAAGUAUGUGCUCGACGUUGGGCCUAGGUUGGGGAAACUCACUGCUAGGGCUUUUGUCGCUCGGGCUGAUCCCAGCACCAGCGCUCAUUUACCGAUAUGGAGGGCUUGUCCGGAAGAAGUUUCCUAUUACCUUGGGUUGA
Molecule: messenger RNA, 1326 nt
Organism: Aspergillus novofumigatus IBT 16806
Lineage: Eukaryota; Fungi; Ascomycota; Eurotiomycetes; Eurotiales; Aspergillaceae
Product: MFS transporter
Exons: 6
Coding region: 1-1326 (441 amino acids)
Biological process (GO): transmembrane transport
Molecular function (GO): transmembrane transporter activity
Source: RefSeq, a predicted model, not a curated record